AUGGCCGCGCCGGCAUCCGCCCUCGCGGCGCGCAUGCACGCCCUGCCACGCAACGAGCUCGCCGAUCUCGCCGAGCUCAUCGCGCGUGUGUGCGCCGUCAGCACGGGCGCAGACACGCGCGAUGAGCUCGCAUUCCCUUCCGCACACGCUGAAACGAGAGAGCACGACGACCUCGUCGAGCUCACCGCGCGCAUGUGCCACGCGAGCGCCGAUGCGCUCAGCCUCGCCAACGCCGCCCUCUCCGAGCACGUCCCUCCGUGGGCCGUGGAGGACGUGCUUCUCUCUCCCGACCUGCUUCCGCGCAUCUUUGCGACGCUCGAGCUCGAGGACGGCGCCGCCGCCGCCGCCUGCUCGGCCUGGCUGCGCUGCUGGAUCGACACGGACGAGCAGCGGCGUGGGCUCCGGCCGGCGGAGCUUGGGCCGCUGCCGCCGGGCUUUGACCUGGAGCAUGUUUCAGGGCUGGCUGCGCAUCCGUCGGGCGAGAUGAUGGCGUUCACCCUGAGGGGUAACAACGCUGUCAUCUUUGUCCUGGACCCGUCGCUGCAAGAGGUUCGGCAGAUCUUGUCGGGCCCAACCUGCAUCUCCUUCUGCUUCUCCGAGAACCGCCUUUUUGCGUGCAUGAGCGGCGCGCGCAUCAUCAGCUACAGCACCGAUUCCUUUGAUGAGGUUGCCCGCUACACGGAAGAAGAGCUCGACUACGAAGAAUAUUACGACUCGGUCGUUGGACCAAACGGGAUGGUGCACGCUGUGGCAACUUAUGAUGACCCCGAUGAGCUCGACCAGGAGGGAGUCUCCGAGGCGAUCGUCGCCUUUGACCCGAUGACGCUGGAGCGGCGCCUUCACUUUGGCCUCGGCGUCUUCAGCAAGGAGAUCUACGGGCUCGCCUUCAUCGGCGACGAGCUCUACGCAGGAGACAGGCGCGGCCGCAGCAUCCGCGUCUUCUCGCUCGCUGGCGUGCACUUGCGGGAGAUCAAGGGCGACUGGCGGGAGCCGUGCCGCUUGCUGCACCACAGCAGCCGGCUCUACCUGAGCGAGCAGCGCGGCGAUGGGGAGGAGGAGGAGGUAGAGGAGGAGGAGGAGGAGGCCUCGGGCGAGGUCGAGGCGACAUGGUCUGAGGACAGGAAGGCGGCCGGCAAGCGCAUCUUCGUCCUCACUCCGGAGGGCGAGACGCUGCAGGUCUGGAAGACAGACAGCGACAUCUCUGGCAUGUACAUCUUUGGGCGCGUGCUGAUCGCAAAGGUCGGCGCAUACAUGGCGGGUGAGUUCAUCACGCUCAAGGGCAUUUGA
Molecule: messenger RNA, 1287 nt
Organism: Emiliania huxleyi CCMP1516
Lineage: Eukaryota; Haptophyta; Isochrysidales; Noelaerhabdaceae
Exons: 1
Coding region: 1-1287 (428 amino acids)
Source: RefSeq, a predicted model, not a curated record